AUUCUCUUAUUUUUUUAGUUUUUUUUACCAAAAAAGCAAAGAAGUGAAAAUGGAGGGCAAAGAAGAGGAUGUUAGAUUAGGAGCCAACAAGUUCAACGAGAGACAACCUAUUGGGACCGCCGCUCAGAGCCAAGACGACGUCAAAGACUACACCGAGCCACCACCAGCUCCGUUUUUCGAGCCCGGCGAGUUGACAUCUUGGUCGUUUUACCGAGCCGGGAUCGCCGAGUUCGUGGCCACUUUCCUUUUCUUGUACAUCACUGUUUUGACUGUCAUGGGCGUCGUUAAGGAGAAAACAAAGUGCACGACCGUGGGAAUUCAAGGUAUUGCUUGGGCUUUCGGUGGCAUGAUCUUUGCUCUUGUUUACUGCACUGCUGGAAUCUCAGGUGGUCAUAUUAACCCAGCGGUGACUUUUGGGUUGUUCUUGGCGAGGAAGUUGUCAUCGACAAGGGCGAUUUACUACAUGGUGAUGCAGUGUUUAGGGGCCAUAUGCGGCGCCGGUGUGGUGAAAGGGUUCAUGGGGAAGACUCGGUACGGUGCCUUGGGCGGCGGAGCUAACUCGGUAGCUCAUGGCUACACCAAAGGCGACGGACUUGGUGCUGAAAUUGUUGGGACCUUUGUCCUUGUUUACACCGUCUUCUCCGCCACUGACGCCAAGCGUAGCGCCAGAGACUCUCACGUUCCUAUUUUGGCACCAUUGCCAAUUGGGUUCGCAGUGUUCUUAGUCCACUUAGCCACCAUUCCGAUUACCGGAACCGGUAUCAACCCGGCUCGAAGUCUCGGUGCAGCCAUCAUCUUCAACAAGGACAAGGGUUGGGAUGAUCAUUGGAUUUUCUGGGUGGGUCCAUUCAUUGGUGCAGCACUAGCAGCACUCUAUCACGUGGUUGUGAUCAGAGCCAUUCCUUUCAAAUCAAAGUGACCGGACAGAGAUCAAAUGGUUAUGAUUGUGAUGUUAAAAAAAACCCUACCA
Messenger RNA from Hibiscus syriacus, 970 nucleotides. Its product is annotated as probable aquaporin PIP-type 7a. NCBI's taxonomy places the organism in Eukaryota, Viridiplantae, Streptophyta, Magnoliopsida, Malvales, Malvaceae. Bases 50 to 919 code for a protein of 289 amino acids. Gene Ontology annotation, molecular function: water channel activity. Gene Ontology annotation, biological process: transmembrane transport; response to water deprivation. The record is from RefSeq and is a predicted model, not a curated record. Gene Ontology annotation, cellular component: plasmodesma; vacuole; plasma membrane. The transcript is spliced from 4 exons.